Messenger RNA from Zophobas morio, 1038 nucleotides. RefSeq names its product beta-soluble NSF attachment protein-like. Gene Ontology annotation, molecular function: syntaxin binding; soluble NSF attachment protein activity. Gene Ontology annotation, biological process: intracellular protein transport; SNARE complex disassembly. Gene Ontology annotation, cellular component: vacuolar membrane; SNARE complex. The coding region runs from base 105 to 983 and encodes 292 amino acids. The record is from RefSeq and is a predicted model, not a curated record. Lineage: Eukaryota; Metazoa; Arthropoda; Insecta; Coleoptera; Tenebrionidae. The transcript is spliced from 9 exons.
AAAAGUUCAUUUAGUAUUUGAACAGUCUCAGCAAGCAGAUGAGGGCAAAGGCUGCUUUAGUAGCCUUCAAAGACGCGAAGUACUAAGCCAAGGCAAAAUUAAUUAUGGCACGAGAUUAUAAAAGUAAAGAAGAAGAAGCGAUAGAUCUUGUGGAAGCCGCUGAAAAAAAACUAAAGUCUUCCGGGUUUUUUUCAUUUUUUUCAGGUUCAAGCAAAGAAGCCGAGGCUAGAGAUCUUUACAAUCAAGCAGCUAUAUGCUUUAAGAUGGUUAAAAACUGGAAAGGUGUUGGUGAUUGCUACUCUAAAGCGGCAACUUUGGCACCCACAAACUCGGAAAGGGCUUUAGAUUUCAAAGAGGCCGCUACUGCUUAUAAAAAAGUAGAUCCCAACGCUGCGCUUCAUUGUUUAAGUCAAAGUAUUAGCCUUCUCACCGAUUUGGGUCGCUUUCGGGAGGCCGCUAAGAGACAAAUAGAAGUUGCACAAAUUUACGAAGAGCAAUUAAUUGAUCUUCCCAAAGCGAUUUCUGCUUAUAGUGAUGCGGCGGACUGGUUUUCUACGGACGGAAACUGCCCUUCUGAAGAAAGAAAAGCUCUUAUCAAAGUCGCCCACUUUUCUGCUCAACUGGAAGACUAUACUCGAGCGAUUAACCUUUUUACCAAGAUCGGCUCGGAAUCCAGCGAGAAUCCUCUACUACGUUUCGGUGCAAGAGAAUAUUUCUUAAAAGCUGGGCUCUGCCAUAUAUGCACACAGGAUUUGCUUACUGCCAAGCGAGAAAUGGAAAAAUACUGCAGCCUGUGCCCCAACUUUGCCAACUCUCGUGAGCAAAAGUUCCUUCAGGAUAUCAUCAAUGCCGGAGAAGAGGAAGAUCUUGAAGCUUUUGUUGAAGUUGUGAAAAAGUAUGAUUCUAUGACUCCGUUGGAUACGUGGACGUCGACUAUUCUUUUAAAACUUAAACAAAAUCUCGGCGAAGUGUCUGUCACGUGACGAGCUUUCGGCGUUUCCAAUUUGCUACUCGCUUCGUUAAACUACUAGAAUACUU